AUGACCACAUCUCUGCCAAAAUGGCUCAAAUUCCCCAUCACCUACUCCAGCAACAUCCAAAAACGCUCAAAAACCGCCUUCGAAUGCCACAAAAUCGUCUUCAUCCGGCACGGCCAGUCCGAAUGGAACCUCAAGAACCAAUUCUGCGGCUGGUUCGACGCGCACCUCUCCGACCAGGGCCGCGCCGAAGCCAAACAAGCCGGCAAACGGCUCAAGGACCUCAAAAUCAAACUCCACCAUGGCUUCACCUCAAAACUCUGCCGCAGCAUACAAACCCUCGACAUAAUCCUCAAGCAACUCCGCGAGAAAGACCUACCAGUCGAGCAGCAUUGGCGCCUCAAUGAGCGACACUACGGCAACCUCACCGGAAUGAACAAAGCGGAAGCCAUGGAGUUAUUCGGCAAGGAAAAGGUGCACAUAUGGCGGCGCAGUUACAAAACACGCCCGCCAAAAAUCCUCGACGUGAAUCCACACUAUUGCGAUAUACAAACCGGCGAAAGAUACGGUUUGAAAGAUAGCGAAGUACCGGAAUGUGAGAGUUUAGCAGACACCGUCGCUAGAACCCUUCCAUAUUGGCUGGAAAACAUUGUGCCGGAGAUUAAAAAAGGCAAGACGGUUAUAGUCGCUGCGCAUGGUAAUUCCCUGCGUGGAAUUGUCAAACACAUUGAGGGCAUCACCGAUGAAGGCAUACAACAUCUGAACUUACCUACAGGGGUGCCAUUUGUGUAUACAUUGGGUGCGGACAUGAUGGCGCUGAAGGAUGAUAAUGCUGUGGAGUUUUACGGUAAUGAUGAGCAAGUUGAAGCGGUUAUGAAAGAUCUACGCAAGGCGAAAUCUCCGGAUGAGAAGAAAACAGGCGCAGUUGGUGAUUGUUAG
Dalotia coriaria is the source of this 876-nucleotide messenger RNA. RefSeq names its product phosphoglycerate mutase 2-like. The record is from RefSeq and is a predicted model, not a curated record. The transcript has a single exon. Gene Ontology annotation, molecular function: intramolecular phosphotransferase activity. Gene Ontology annotation, biological process: glycolytic process. Lineage: Eukaryota; Metazoa; Arthropoda; Insecta; Coleoptera; Staphylinidae. The coding region runs from base 1 to 876 and encodes 291 amino acids.